Messenger RNA from Paramisgurnus dabryanus, 9212 nucleotides. It is a transcript of the gene amer3, whose product is annotated as APC membrane recruitment protein 3. Gene Ontology annotation, biological process: regulation of canonical Wnt signaling pathway. Gene Ontology annotation, molecular function: phosphatidylinositol-4,5-bisphosphate binding; beta-catenin binding. NCBI's taxonomy places the organism in Eukaryota, Metazoa, Chordata, Actinopteri, Cypriniformes, Cobitidae. The record is from RefSeq and is a predicted model, not a curated record. Gene Ontology annotation, cellular component: plasma membrane.
UGUACUUAAAGCUAUGGAGAUGGCAAAGAAUGAAGAUCCCCCAAAAGAUAGGAAGAGUUUAAAUAAAUCUGCCACACAUAGACACAGUAAAAGCAAUGAUGGACAAUCUGACAACAGUCCAGAUAAUGGCUGUGUAACCACUACCGUUGGAAGUCCAUGUUCACUGCCUGUGCCUGAUACUCCUAAAACUGGUGAUAGUCUCUGCCGAGAUGGCGCUUGUCAGCUCCGCGGCUCUGUUAAAAAGAGCAAAACCUGUGACUUUGUAAGAGGAAUGGGACAACAGCAACCUGAGAGCCCUAAAUACAAAGAUGGGACUUACUGGCGCCAUAAACUUAUGACCAGUGUCAGCUUUUCAGGAUUUGAUGCACCUCUGCGGUUGCUUUGUGAAAAUCGGAAUGUCUCUGGCAGCAGCCAUGAAAUCAUCGAUUACCGUAAUUUAACACCCCAAGUGCCCUUUGUGCCCUGCAUAGCAAAAUCCAUUCCUAAAAAGAAGACGUCCCCAAGGAAAGCCAUUAAAGACGUGUUCGUUCCCAAGAGACACAAGCAUGAGAAGGCUUUGUCACCAAGUACACCGUGUCGUGUUGCACGUGUAAAUGCUGCAACAUUGAAACGGACAAAGAAAUAUGCUAAACAUAAAGAACAUGCAAGAAGCCGGUAUAAUGAACAUAGUGAAACUCCCUCAGAUUCAUCGGGUGAAUAUUCAAAUGUUUGCGAGGAUGUUGCAUCAUUAAAAAGCUUUGGAUCUCAGGCUGGUUGUGGAGAGAUAUUUGCAGAUGAAGAUUGUGUUGUAUCGCCUGACAGUGUCUUGAAUGCUAUGUGUGACCGUAAAGCGAGUAAACCUCAAGUGAGACAAAUCCCUACUGCUAUAGGUAUCCAGGGAGGCAAUGAGUGUCUGGCCUCUCCAGCUCACGUUGGGGUGCUGGACAUGUUUGGAUUAUGGGAAACCCUAUACAGAACAAGAACAGACAGUUCAAGGGCAUUAGGGAAUACGACAGAGACCCCAUCACCUAUUGCAAAAUCUCCUUCCACAUGCAAAUCACAAAAUGUAAUAACAAACCCACUCAGACCCUUGGAGGCACAGAUCAUCAGGGAACUUAAUACUGAUGUGAUAUCACCAAAAAGUGACAACCAAGAGAAUACAAGUGAUGAGGGCUACUGUGAUUACGUUUCUCCUGUUUCUGAGGACCACAGCAAAAACUCUCUCACCCCAGUGCAUUCAAAAACAUUCCCUAGAGACACUUACAGUGGAGAUGCUCUUUAUGAGCUAUUUUGUGACCCCAUCGAGCCAGAGAUGACCCCUAUCUUUGAUGAUGAGCUGGAUCUAACUGACAGCAUUAUCGGUCAAUGCAGUGACCUUCCAUUAUCCAUGUACAGCUUUCAUGUAGGAGCAGAAGAAAAUCUUGCCCCACCUUUGUCCAGGGACUUCAUUGGUCAGGAGCUUCUGCAGAGUAAGUGGAUGGGAAAGGAUUGUUUACUGAAGCUUUGUGACACCGAGAUCUCUCUAGCUAUGGGUAUAGUUAACUGGCUGAAACAGAAGACUGAUAAAACCAACCCAGCAGAAAUGAUGUCUUCACGCACUAAUAGUGAAGAAACUGAUAAUUUAUGUAUGUCUCCAGGGGUUGGAAAACCACAAAGAGGAACUGGUAAUGAUGAUAUUAAAGAUGCACUUAAUUGUAAACAGAGCAAACUGGAUUUGCCAUCGCAACAUGAAGUUAACACACUAAUGUCAACCGUAGUCUCUCCAGAGAGCCUACCCAAAACCCCAUCAAGUGGUGUGUGCUUCAGGAUAUACAAUAUAGACUCUCCAGUGACUCCAAGUGGAGAUUUGCAGUCCCCUGUUGUAAGCUCCCCUGGCUCUGGAACAAGGUCACUGUUUGUGCUGGCCAUAAAUAAGGAAUCUCUUUGUGAAUCUUGCAAGCGUUACCUGAAAAACGGAGCUAAAAAACUGUCCCUGUGCCGUUCUUGCAGGUCACUUAUUGAGCACAUCAAAACUUCAGAUGUUUGGGCUCAUGCUAGUUUUCCCCAGUGCAAGACACUAACUGCACAGCCAAUAAGUAAAGACCUACUGUCACCAGCUAGCACAUGUGCGAUAGGAAGUGACAUCAGCAUCGCUUCCCUUGUUGAACAAUGUGCUAGUCAGUUUUCCUCCAUGAAGAUUAACCUUACCCAAAAGCAAUUAAGCUGCGAUAAAAGAGGUGCAUUUGAACCUGACCAAGGGGUUAGAGGUGACACGGAGAACUUUCAAAAAUACCUAAAGUCAAAAUGCAAGAAAACACCAAUCACGACUGCAGAGAGAGAAAGUGGCUUGUAUUCUAGACUUUCUCUGAGGCGGCCCAGCCUUUCUGAGGAUGUUCAUAAACCUUCACGUUUGGAGACUGAGGCACUUGGCUUUGUGACAAACAAUGGUCCUAAUGAUGAUGUGGUGUUGGAAACUUACAAGAAUCCAUCCUGCACUGAAUCUGAUGACCCGGUUGCACCUCAAACUACUAGGCCUACAUCUCUUCCUCUCGUGACCCCUGCUUCCUCAGAGUUUUUUUGUGGAGAGGACCACCAUUUGAAGAGGAUGGAACAUGGAAGCCGGACCAAAAGGAAACAUAGAUUACCACAUCACAAGAAGUCUGCUGUGAAUAGCGAGGGUUCAUGUGGUUAUGGCCUUCCAAAGGAGAGGAAGGUAGAACGUAGAUACAGAAUGAAAAAGUAAAAUCCAUGUCAAACAGGAUAUGGUAUACAGUAUGAUACACAGCCUGCCUGCAUCUUUUCUGUUGAUGGCAGCGCUGUCAUAGAAAACCAUUUCUAAAUAUUUGCCUGCUUUGGCAAGUAUGACAGAAACAUGCUAUUUAUGGAUCUGUGCUGAUUCAGUUUAUCCAGGAAAAUAAUAGCCUACAUAACCUUCAGUGUAAAGAGCAUUUUGCAUGAAAAAAAUUUAAAGCAGCAAAUUUAGGGUUUAAUAUUAUCCCCAAUUUUGCUAACAUUUUUUUUGUAAAUCAAUAAAAGUCAGUAUUGUCAAUAAAUUUAGAUUUAUAUCCAAAGCAGUGGCAUAUUAGAUAUUAUAUUAGAUAUUAUUUUUUGCAACCCUCAGUCAUGCAUUGGUGCACUUAUUGACUAGAAAAAAGGGUAAACCCUAAUUUAAGAACAAAAAUAUUUAACAGUUUUUAACAGCUGGUAAUGCAUAUUUUGAAUGACAUUUUAGUACUUCAAAGUGCAGCUGCAGUGUUCAUAAUCAUAUUCAAGGGUGCUAAAUAAAGAUUUUAUGGCAGUUUAGAUAAAAGACAGGACAUUGAAGCCCUGCUAAGAUUGUGUAGUCUAAAAUCAUCUAUUCUUGGAAUGAUAUAAUUUGUAAGAAUGGCCUGAUUUGAUCUUAAAACGUGUAAAACUUAAGUACAGUCCAGAAAGAUGAGUGCAUAUUCAUUAUGAAUUAAUUUGCUUCAUAGCUAAGCUAUAUGACUCACAGUGCUCUUAUUGUAAGAUAAAAGUUUACUCUAAGUCAUUAAAAAUAACUGUAGGGUGCUUGAAAGGCCUUAGGAAAACUGAAUAUGUCACUUAGUCCUUUGCCCACAAUAGCAAGAGGUUAUAUUCUGUACAUUACAUGCUGUAUUGUCAGAUGGUAUUAGGCAGUGGCUAUCUCUGUAAGUAGCCUCAUACAGGCACCUUAUUGAUUGAUUUACUUCAAUAAACAAUUGGAAAGUAUUGAUUGUUUAACAUCAAAAUAGUUAAACAUCCAGUGUGCGACAUCUAGUAGUGAGUUUGCGAAUUGCAACCAACCUCAAUUUCGAAAAGCAGAGAGAAGCUACAAUAGCUGCCACAGGACAAACAUGUUGUCAUCGUCUGCAUAGACAUUAUAUACGUAGAUGCCUCAUGACGUGCUGGAACAUAAUCCAGCGUCGCCGCCAUAUUGGUUAGGUCUCCUACGCUAGCACCAGAGUCAAUCGGAGUCAAUGGAGAGUGCGCAACUAUGCCCGUAUUUUGUACAGACUAUGGUUGCAAUAACUGGUGCAGUAUUGAUACCAGAUCGCAUUGGAUUACUUUUCACAAGUAAGAUUGAACAAUCAUUUUGGAUAUUUUACCAUUUAUAAUAUUAUGUCACCGUAACUAACGUUACUUACCUGUAACCAAACUUUGUGCAAAUUCUUCCUCAGUAGAAAUAAAUGCAGGGGGGCACAUUGGGGACUCAUCCAAGAUGGCGGCCGCGCUGAUACGUCAGUUCCAAUAUGCAGCAUCAAUCUAUGAUGCGUUUAUGGUCGUCUGAGACAACGUAGGGAUGAAACAUGCUUUUUGAAACUGUACUACUACUACUAUAGGAACAUGUCUGCGACUACCAUGUAAGGGGCUCGAGGUGUAUGUAGAUAAAAACGGCUCAUUCUAAGCUAAUAAAAACAAUACAGUUUAUUAUAUAAGGUCUUUAAACACCACUUUUAAUAUCAUUAUGUAUAUUCUAUUGCAUUUUUGUCAAGGGAUCCUUCUAAAAGUUACAUAUUGUACCUUUAAUACUGUAUAUCACUUAAUUUAGUUACCUCUUUAAAAUUAUGCUUAGUUUAUUUAAAAUUAUGCUUAAAGUUUAUUUAAAAUUAUGCUUAAAGUGGGUUUAUUAUAUGCAUUGUCAGGCAAUAUAAUGCAGAUUAACAUCUGCAGAAAACCUCUUUUCUUAAUUACAGCAUGAGGAUGGGAACAGCCACACUUUUUUGCUUGUGUCAGGGGAAGUGAUUAUGUCUCAGCAUUUCACUAGGCUUUAAGUCUUUCUGGUAGUUAUACUGUUGUAGCUCAGUCAGCACAGGCACUUAAACCCUCUGAUCACUGUGUAGUUUGGUGUGUGUGCGCCACUGAGCAUUGAUGAACCACAUAUGUAAUUAGGAUUUCAGGGGAAGGUCAGCUGUUUCGGUAAUUUUGUCUAUUAUUAGCACUCUUGUGCGAAUAAUGCGAAAAGAUGUACAUAACCCCUGCUAAUUUGGAUACACACUUUUAUACAUUACGUCUUUCUGGAUUUGUUUCUUUGUUAUUUACAUAUACAGCUUUAAAAUUAUGGUUGUCUAGGAGACAUAGUUUUAUAAAGAUACAUUUUGGAAUUAAUGAAUGAAUGUCAAGGGACUAUAGUAGCAAAUAUUGUAACGGGGUUAUUAGAUAAGAGAUCAUCUCUAUAUAUAUUUGUGUUUGCAAUAUUUUUCACACUGGUCUUUAAACCUCUAAAUCUUGAAACCAUAGCAACAGCUAUAUGGUUUCUACUGGUGACUACAUCUAUCUACUAUAGAUGGGAAAGCACUCAGUAUAAUGGCAGUUUACCAGUGUGAGUGGAAAUUAUUGUGAUGUUAAGGUUGUAAAGUUUAUUUUUUAGUUGAGACUCUGUUUUAAAAUGUUUUUAUAUUUGUUAAGAUCUUCUGGUGAAUAAGAUUUAAGUAUCUCAGAAGAAAAGAUUUGACCUCAUUAAUAAUGUCAUGCUAGAACAGUAAAACUGAAAAGUAAAUGAAAUUGAGAAGCAUAGAAUAUUAAAUAAUUCAGUAAGUCUGGCAUUUUUUAGGCAAAGAAUAGGAUUUACAUGAAAUGUAAGACAUUUGGUCAUUUUUCCAGCUUUUCUGAAACUUUCUCUGUUCACAAAGUUACAAGGGGUUGCAAUUUGUUUCAUAAAUUGCUGUGUACUGUGUAUACCGGGGUCACCAAACUUUUUUCUCUGGGGGCCACAUUAUCGUUCCUGACUGUGAUGGGGGGGCCGGGUCAGCUAUAUAACAUAGAAUUGUAUGAGCCAGACCAAAAUGACCACCAGCAGGCCUCAUUGUGUAGUAGAGAUUACUAGCCUGGCACAGCCAAAGUCCCCAUCAGUAAACGGCUUUCCAUGGGUAGCAAGUAGGUGAGCUAUCUUAUAGCUAGCUCGGACAGCAGCCUGGUUUACCUGAGUUUGGCGAAGGAAUACAUUCUGUUGUGCAGCCAGUCUGCCUUUCAUCCUCCGAAUCCUGUCUUCUCUUGCUUGCCCUUGCUACUCUUUGUGGCGGGUUUCGUGAUGACGACACAGAUUAUAUUCUUUCAAAACUGCCACACUUUCUUUAAAUAUAAUACAAACUGCACGGUCCUUACACUGAACAAAUAAAUAAUCUUUGGUCCACUGUUCUUUAAAACUUUGCACUCUCUUAUCAACUUUUCGUUUAAUGCUAGCCAUUUUGCUGUCCUGAACACAGCCAGUUCUGUGACAGUUAUCUGCACGUGCGUUGUCUGUCACUGCUUGAUAACGAGCAUGUCGGGUGACGAAAAUUCGGCAAUAUAGUUAAUUUUAUAACUAAAUAUCAUUUUUUAACUUAAAAAAAUCAACAAAAUACCAGAUGCGAACAUAUUAUUACUUUCCAAAAAAACAAUUACAAAGAUAAAAUUGCCUCAUAGGGCCAGUUCAAGUAGUGGGGGCAGAAGGGCUGGUCAAAGGGGGGUGGCGGGCCUGAGUCGGCCCGCGGGCCUUAGUUUGGUGACCCAUGGUGUAUACACUUGAGAAACAUUUAGUUAAUUUAUUACCCUAUCAAUCUUGAUUUGUUAUUUGAUGUAUCAGACAAUGUGUUCUCUUACAUUAGAGAAAGUAUGGGAAUUUGCUAAGGACGAAUCAACAUCUUUUAUUCAAUUAAAUUAAUAGCUCUUAUCAAAUGAUUAUCAGUGUAGCUUUGCCUGUAUAGCAGAAACUCUAAUCACUUUACUAAUCAGGCUAAAGUGCUUUUCUAUUCAGCAAAGUGCUGUUCCUUUCUUAAUAGAGCUGUUUUAAAGGCUAAAUUAGCUAAUAAACGGAAGUAAAUAUGGCAGGUUUGCAUAAAGUGACAACAUAAGGUGAUAGACCAAACUUUCCCUUUUUAACUCAUAGCAGAUUUUUUAAUCCCUUCUUAAAGACCUCAAUAGAGUAAAUAGAGAAUAUAUGAAUAGAAAAUAUAACAUUUUGUUUACCAAAAGCUUUCAAUUUCACAUUUAUAGUUAUUUCAUAUAAUCUUUUUUUUUUAACAGUAUGUGCAAUUAAAAAGUAUAGGAAAAGGUAUAGAGGUAGUUUUGCAUUUGGCUAUGAUCAAAGAUAAUCACAUGUAAAGUUUGCUUGGUUUGUUUGUAUAGUCGUGAAGAUGGGGAUGGGUAAGACAUGAUUAGUCAAUGUGCUUUUGACAUACUUUUAUUUCCUGUUCUACUCUCAGUGGAUCUUCUCACAGUUGACAGCUGUUUAGUUGCACAUCUGGAAAUUGUGAAAGCAUGUACUCACCCCAAACCACUGGUGUUUUUCAACACUGGGGGGACACAUUUCUGCCAAAUAUGUAUUGAAUAAUAUUUUCUCAGUAUGCUAUGAAGCGUUAGAGGUCAACAGUAUUUUGUUGUAUGUACCCUGCAUCAGGCUUGCAAUUAUCAUUGCACGGUAAUGACAUCUUUAGCCACUAUGAGGCAGUAUUGGCAUUUUACAUCCACGGUUACCAAGGACCGAAUGGGCUCUGUCACAGAGUGAGCAUUUAUUUCUUUACUAUAAUCAGACUCUUUCCGUGUACGUAAUGUUUUUUCUCUAAUCAUCAGCUCCCCAGAAGUUCAGCUUGUGGCCAGUGUGGAAGGGUUCAUGUUAGCUUUGACUGGUCAAUAAACCAUCACUGAGCUCCUGGGAGCCGCUGCAGAGCAGAUGGAUAGAGCUGGCAGACGGUUGCCUAUUUAGAGAGGUGACGCUGAACAGGACUCUGUUCUCCUUUUUGGCUUAGGGAAUAAGACUCAUGCUGUUAAUUUGAGUGUAUGACUCUACUGACAAUUUUGUCUGAUGACAUUGAACACAAUGGGGGACUGUGUCAAUAUCGAGGGCUGGAAUUAGCUUUGCAUCCAGGACGCUGUGUUAGAAAGGGAAGAGUAUAGACAGCACUGCUGACCCUGAGAGCUUUUGUAGAGAGAGUGCUUGUAUGAAAAUUGUAUAAAAGAUAAACAUUUAUCCUAUUCAGCUGCUUUAAACACUUAUCAAUAACAAUAUAUCACAAUUAAAUGUUAAAGAUUGGAUUGUAUUUCCACAGUAUUUAAAGGGUUCAUGCAAAAAAUAAAUAUCUUUUAAUUAUUUACUCACCCUUAUGUCAUUUAAUCCCCUGAUGGUUUUUAUUGCUCUUCGGAACAACAACACAGAUUUUUUUCAUUUUUGGGCAUUUUUUUUUUGGAAAGGGCUUAUCCUAGUCCCAAACUAAAAUGCAUGUUUGAGCGGCCUUAAUUUAAAACAUCUUGCAUUGACAUAUCUUAAUAUAUAUCAGUGCUAUUGUUUUGUCUCCAGAUGCACACUAGUACUGUUUUUUGUAAGGUAUGUUAGUAAAAACUCCUUAAAGGUCCUUAUAUAAUUAUGAUUAAUCUAAACCAUGUGUUUUGCUCUUAAAUACAAACAAAGCCAUUAUGAAGGUCAGUAAAUAAUGACAAAAUGUUCAUUUUUGUCUGAGUUAUUACUUUAAAGGUGACAUAGAAUGAUUGAAUGGAGUAUUAAUCCUUGUUCUGUGAUGUGACAUGUAGACAAAUGUUUUUUUGGUUGGGUCUGUAAUGCCUUAUGGCGCUUUUCCAUUGCAUAGUACCCCACGGUUUAGUUUAGUUUGGGUCGGGUCAGCUCACCUCACUUUGGCGUGGUUAGCUUUUCCAUCGAGUUUAGUAUCACUUCGGAGUGGGAGGGAUUAUAGGCAUGUCGUUAUAUUUAUGCUGCCUACUGCUGUGACAUCAUACACGUGAGAGCGUUGUUGUACAUUCCCAUACAUUCAUUUAUUUCUCAGUCUGCCACAAAAUUUAAAUUGGCCACCACAAAUAGAUGUUUGCACAUCGCGUUUAUAACUACCUCUAUCUCAUAUGACAGUUUCUGUUCAAACACCCGACCCGUGGCGUCAGUCGAGCCUCAUUCAAGUUGCAUAUAAGCAUAUAUAAUGCGGACGUGCAUGUCGCGAAUGUGCCGCCACAAACUGCAAGUCUGGAAAAAACUGUUAUGGUGUCCUGGAUUCUCAACCUGCGGAUGUUUUUCAUCGCUAAAAGGGUGUUUGGAAACUUAUAGCAGAACACAGAUAACAACAUGUUUGCUUGAGACAGCGCAAGCUAGCAGUAAGCUAAAGCUAAUAUUUACAUUAUAGCGAUGACGCUUCUCUCAGACCAAUCAGUGAUCUACAGUGUUUUCGCAUCACGUUUGGUAUCAGCUCGGGUCGCUUGGAACCCCAACCGAGGUGGUACGAAAAAAAGUAUCGGGUACUACGUACUGCACCCAAUGGAAAAGCUCCCAAAAGUAA